Trifolium pratense (red clover) is the source of this 4004-nucleotide messenger RNA. Its product is annotated as dentin sialophosphoprotein. The transcript has 2 exons. The coding region runs from base 435 to 3548 and encodes 1037 amino acids. Lineage: Eukaryota; Viridiplantae; Streptophyta; Magnoliopsida; Fabales; Fabaceae. The record is from RefSeq and is a predicted model, not a curated record.
AAUGCCCAACUUAACUUACAAACCAAAAAAUUCACAAAAAAAAUAAAUCAAAUCAAAUCAUCUUCACCGAAUAUUAUUUGGUAUUUUCCAAGAUGAAAAUGAAAAUAUUCAUGAACAACAACAACUACUAAACACUUUCUUAUUCUUCUUCAUUUUCAAUUUCUUCUUUUAAUAUUCAUUCUUCCAACACAACACAACCAACUCACUCAACCUAAUACAAUUCCAAAACAGAACAUUCUAGAAUUUCUCCACAACCUAAGACUGUCGAAUUUUUCCUUUUUGCAGCUGAAACAUAGCUGCUAGGGUUUCGAUUUGUUUCACCGAGUGCGGGCUUUUGAAAAUUUUCUCUUAAAUCCCAAAUAUUAAUGCAGGAAAAAGUUCUGGUGUGCCAAAAGGACAGCCUUGACACAUUGAGGAAGCUUAUGUGAAACAAUAUGACUCUUGAAGACUUCUUUACCUUGACUGAGAUGAAAGAUGGGCUCAUAGCCCCUUCUCGGGUGCAGGAAUUGGUCUCUGUAAUGAAGAAGGAGCAAGACAGCGUUGUGAAGAUCACUGGUGAUACAAUGAGACAGUGGGCUGCUGUUGCAAGCACUAUUGCUGCUACAGAGAAUAAAGAUUGCCUUGACCUUUUUAUUCAAUUAGAUGGACUGUGGUUCAUCGAUAAAUGGUUAACUGAUGCUCAAAAAUUUGGUGCUGAUACAAAUGAUGGUUUCGUGGAAGAGUCAAUUACUGCAAUGUUACGAGCAAUUGAAAAGCUAUAUCUAGACAGUGAAAAGCCAAUUACAUCAGGAAUUUGGGCCACUGUAAGUAACCUUCUUGAUCAUCACAGCUCCAAGGUUCAAGAUAGAGCUAGAGGAUUAUUUGACAAGUGGAAAGGGGUUGAAAACGGAGAUGCUGAAACUCAUGAUAUGGAUACUGGUCAAAGAAACCAUAUGAGUGAUAAGAAUCUUAAGGAGGAAGGCCAGUUGUCUUCAGUGGAUGAGGCUAGUAAUGACAAUGAUCAUGUGCUGCAACUUGAAGGGGGUGAGAAGUCGAUAUUGAGAAGCUCGGAUACUCAGAUACCAGAUAAGGUUGCUAAUGUAAAGAAAGAGAGUUCUGACAAUGCACACCAAUCCUCUGUAAGUUUGGAUUGUGAAGAUAACAAAGAGCGGUCAAACCAUCUUGCUACUGUUUUGACUUCUGUUCAAGAAAAUGCUCCCGCAAGUGAAGGUGAGUUGACAUCGUCUGGGAUCUAUAACUUACCUGUACCGAAACUUAGAGAACAACCAGAUGAUUUACAGUUAAAUGACCUAUCCAUGAAGGAGAAGCAAGAAUUGAAUGAUAAUGGCCCUGCAGAAAAAAUAGGAGCACCAAUAAGUCCUAAGCAUGAAACUGUUUCUGUUGGUGUUAGUGAAGCAAAAGUUAAGCCUGUGCCUGCACCAAUAAUGCCUGAAUCUUCUUUGGAACAUAAAGUUAAAAGCAAUGAAGAUGGUGUUAGUGAUAGAGUAAUUGUUUCUUGUAGCAUGAGAACGCGUGCCUCUGAUAGAAUGAAUGUGUUGGAUGGUUCCAGAACCACGAAUUCUAGCAAUCCACAACUAUCCAAAGCUUCGGUGAAGGAAGAAGGCAAGAGCCAAGUUUCUAAUCAAGGUGACGAUACCUCAAAUGGCUCUGAUUCUUUUAAACAAAGAAAAGAUCCCACAAGCCCCAACAUUAUUGACAAGAGUUCUGACAUGGAACUUGAGUAUGGUAUUGUUGAUGCUUUGGAAGUCGCCCGACAAGUUGCUCAGGAAGUUGAUAGAAAAUAUGCCAGAUCUGUAAAGGAAGACAAGGACCCAGUUUCUGAUCAAGAUGAUGAUACCUCAAAUAGUUCUGAUUCCUACAAACAGAGCAAAGGUUCCAGAAGCCCUAACAUUGUUAACAAGAAUUCUAACAUUGUUAACAAGAAUUCUGACAUUGAACUUGAGUAUGGUAUUGUUGAUGCUUUACAAGUCGCUCGACAAGUUGCUCAGGAAGUUGAGAGAGAACUCAAUAACUCUUCUUCAGAGAAAAUCUCAGAAGGUGGAAUCAGGCAAGCUGGCAGCCCCGAUUCUGUUGGGAAAAAUGAUGACCUUGCUUGUGCCCUACCUGAGGAGGUGUCAUUCAGGCAAAGCAACUCUGCUGAGGCAUGUCCUGAGAAGAAGCAUAUGAGUGUUUCAGAUGAUAUUAUGGCUGAGCCAGAAUGUAUCCCUGACUUGGAGUCCUCGCAAUUGACUGAAGCAGCUCAAGAUCCAGGAGGUAAUUCAGAGAAAAGCCUUUGCACCUUUGAUCUUAAUGAAGAAUAUGGUUCUGAUGAUGUGAAUGUUUCUGCAAAUACCAUAUCUACAACACCGAUACCUGUUGUCUCUGCUUCAAAACCUGCACAGACUUCAGGAUUGCCAACAGCCCCUUUACAGUUUGAAGGAACACUUGGAUGGAAAGGGUCGGCUGCCACCAGUGCCUUUCGUCCUGCAUCACCUCGUAAAAUUUCUGAUAAUCAAAAGACUGUUUCUGCUGGUGGGAACUCUGAUAUUUCAAAACAGAGGCAGGAUUUUCUUGAUUUUGAUUUAAAUGUGGCUGGGGGUGAAGAAGAAUUGGUAAAACAAAUUGGUGAAUCUUCAAGCCUGCCUUCUGGGCAAUCAUCAGUGGAACAUAGCCCUAAAAGAUCAAGGAGGUUUGAAUUAGAUUUGAACAGUGCUGGUGAUGAUGGUGAUAAUACCCAACCUUCAUAUCAGAGGAUGGAGGGGCAGCUCUUCUUUGGAAGAAAUGGCUAUUCGAGCCCAUCACCUGCAUCAUCUUCGUCGUCAAUGCAGCCUUCAGUUCGAAACAUUGAUUUGAAUGAUAGACCAUACUUUCAAACUGAUUUGGUGGACCAAGGGCCUAUUAAAUCUUCUUCAAGCAUCGAAGCAUAUGGACUUUCCAAAUCUGACGCGCCUGCAAUAUCUAUUUUGGGUGCCAAGGUGGAAGUUGGUAGAAGAGAGCAUGUUCCUCAAAUUUGGUCUUUGCCAAAUGGCAAGGCUGUUGAGCCUGCAAUGGAUCUUACAAUGAUGCCAGGAUCAGGUGGCGUUUCAGGGAUGGGCCCUGCGGUGUCCUACAAUCAUUCAACUUUUUUGGGAUAUAAUGGACUGGCGUCAAUGCCCUCUUUGUCUUUUUCGCCAGCCGCUUAUGGAUCAGGUGGUACAAUUCCAUAUAUGGUGGACUCAAGAGGAGCCCCAGUUGUGCCUCAAGUUGGGGGAUCUUCAUCAACUGUCCUGUCAUCGUACGCUCAGCCCCCGUAUAUUAUGAGCAUGCCCGGUACGCAACUUGGUUUAAAUGGUGUUGGACCUUCCCGUCCCAACUUUGAUCUUAACUCUGGCUACUUGAUUGAUGGCGGGAAUAGAGAUGCAUUGGCUACAAGGCCAUUUUUGUUUCCUGGUCAGAGCAGAGCUAUGGAGGAUAGGACCCUUCAACAAUCCUCAAGUUCAGGGGUCGGUGGGAAAAGAAAAGAACCAGAUGGUAGCUGCUGGGAAACCUAUCCAUUUGGCUACAAACAUCAGCAACCGCCGUGGAAGUAGAUCUGUCUAAUAUAUGUUUUUGUCUCUUCUGAUUUGUUCAUAGAUAUAGCCUACCAAUUGAAGUUUAUAUUAUUACCUAAAAUGGUCCUGGAGAGUAGGUCAAUCCAUUGAAAUCCCUUAUUCAGAGAAGAAUUACAACCAAUAAAAAGGUGGGAGGGUGAUGGAUGUCAUAUGAUUCAUGAUAUAUUUAUUGGCAAAGGGGGGUAAAUUAGGCUUUAUUUCUGUUUUUCUUUUCCUGCAGUUCCAUAGAAAGUCAGUACAGGCACAUAAAGCUUGUCAUAUGUAGUUGUAACUUGUCUUCUUUCAUGUCAAAGAAAUUAUAGGCAUAGUAUCAUGUUUAUCACCCUCAGUGGUACUUGACUACAUGGCCACAGAUUUAGUUGAUUUUAGUGAGUUUUCAUUAUCAAAGCAAUAACAUGUAAAGAGAAAGCUUUUUGUUCAAAACUUUUCAACUUA